Messenger RNA from Nymphaea colorata (pocket water lily), 1518 nucleotides. RefSeq lists its product as uncharacterized. Bases 1 to 1518 code for a protein of 505 amino acids. Lineage: Eukaryota; Viridiplantae; Streptophyta; Magnoliopsida; Nymphaeales; Nymphaeaceae. The record is from RefSeq and is a predicted model, not a curated record. The transcript has 6 exons. Gene Ontology annotation, cellular component: nuclear pore.
AUGGUGCUGGAAGCUGCAGGGGAUAACAGUGACAUUGCAUCAGGCAACUCAGUAGGACAAAAAAGUUAUGACCGCAAAGAAGGUGGAAGAAUUCUGGCUGGUUCAGACACAGUCAGCAAUGGUGUUAUAAUAGAUAUAGGAGAUUUAGAAGUUGAAGAAGAGGCUGAAGAAAAAGAAGAAAGAAACACUGUAGAAGGAGAUGGAGAAAAUGCUGAUGAACGCAACAAAAGUGCAGCAGAGGAUGGAGAUACUGUCCAUGCAGAUGAGACUAGUGAUGAUGAAAAAGCAAUACAUCAUUCUUCAGAGACUUUGAAAGGGCUUGAACUGAAUGGAGAACUGCGUGAUGGAACAUAUUCAAAUUCUUCUGUAAAGUCUAUGGAGGGGGAGACAUAUGAUGAUCAGCUGUUUAAAGUUUCAGAAGGCACUCAUAGAAAUCAAGUGAGUUCUUGUGCGAAGGAGGUUCCUGAUGGUGGUGUUUUAGGGUCAAAGGUCCACAAUUCCUUUGAUAGUGGGAUAAAGCAUGGGAAUAAGUCUGUCCGAACAAUCCAUGACAAUUCAACAAGCAUGACAUUGGGAAAUACUGACCUAUUUGUGCAGAAAAGGGCAGGACGUAGUAGUAAAAGGAACUCCAACAGAACCAGAAGAUCUGAGAAAAUGCAUAGCAGAUCAGGUGCAGCUGAAGUGGAUGGUUCAAGAGAGGCUUGUGAAGCUGUUUGUAGCAGCAAACUCGAAGGAUUGGCGCACAGAAUUGAAGAACUUGAAUCGGAGUUGAGAGAAGCAGCUGAGCUUGAGGUUGCACUUUAUUCAAUAGUUGCAGAACAUGGAAGUUCAAUACACAAGGUUCACACUCCAGCUCGCCGUCUUUCAAGGAUGUAUAUUCAUGCUUACAGGAACUGGUCUAAAGAAAAGAGGGCCAGUGCUGCAAGAAGUAUGGUUUCAGGACUAGUAUUGGUUGCCAAAGCAUGUGGAAAUGAUGUUGCAAGCUUUAAUUACCAUGCCACAAUGAUUGUAACCUCUAGCUUUAAUUACCAUGCCACGAUGACCUUCCUUUAUCUUCAUCAGAUGUCAAAUUCAGCAGCUGAUCUGGGAGGAAGCUUCUCAAUUAGCCUGUGGAAGAAGGCUUUCCAAGAUGCCUUUGAAAGGCUUUGUCCUGUUAGAGCAGCAGGCCAUGAAUGUGGGUGCUUGCCACUUCUGGCAAAAUUGGUCAUGGAACAAUGUGUGGUUUGGCUGGAUAUAGCUAUGUUCAAUACCAUUCUGCGUGAAUCACCUGAUGGCAUUCCAACUGAUCCUAUCUCUGAUCCAAUUAUUGGUUUCAAGGUUCUUCCAAUUUCACCUGGGAGUCUGAGCUUUGGUGUGGGUGUGCAGUUGAAAAAUUCUGCCAGUGUGUGGAUUUCAAUAUUUAGUUAUGUUGGCAAUUAUUUCUGGACUCACUAUUUCUUCACCGUUCUUGCAGCAUCCUCAGGGAAAUUUGAGUACUCUGCCCUCAAGACUGAACAUACCUUUAAGGACAGGAUCUGA